Molecule: messenger RNA, 1525 nt
Organism: Tripterygium wilfordii
Lineage: Eukaryota; Viridiplantae; Streptophyta; Magnoliopsida; Celastrales; Celastraceae
Product: myb family transcription factor PHL5-like
Exons: 6
Coding region: 104-1243 (379 amino acids)
Molecular function (GO): DNA binding; DNA-binding transcription factor activity
Source: RefSeq, a predicted model, not a curated record
UCCAGAACACAAGGAAUUUCAAUUACAGUUUUGUUUAUGCUGCUGUCCAAGAAAACUAGCUAGCCUUGUUUUUUCCUUUAUAUUGCUGUCAGGUUCUUUGUGAAUGAACAACAAUCACAACGUUUAUUGCCAAGUACAAAUUCAGCGAAAAGCCGGACUCGAAUUCUCUGAUAUUGGUUUACAGCAGUCUUUCAACAUGGGAAUAUCUCAACAGAACAAAAACCUUCAGCCUACAAAGCCAUCAACACCAAUUCUAAGCAGAUUCGAAUCACCACCGGUCUCAGCUUUUUACGGGACGGAAUGGUUCAUGGAGUUUCCACAGUAUAUGAAUACUUGUGCACAGACUCAUUCUUCAAAUUACUCUUCAAGGGAAAGUUCUUUUAUUGAAUCGACAGAACAAGCUCAACUGCAAAGUAAGGACACCUUGCAAUCAUUUGUCAAGUGUCACUGCUAUGGUCAUCAGAACAAAAACUGCUCUCAGAAAUCAAGUAAAAUUCCUUACAGGAACAUUAAUCCAGGGGACAAGUUUCUUCAAUUUCAACGUGGUCGUUUGCUUGAAGGCGAUGCAUCUGUAACUGGCAAGCAAUUAACAGUUCCAUCAGAAGGAUUUCAGGCCAAUAUAGUUCCGUGUAGUUCAAGUGGUUAUUCAUUUGCGCGACCGGGUUUCUCUUCUCAGCAAGAGAAGAAAUCUCCAAGCUUUUCAUCUUCUCCACAUAAAACCCGGAUAAGAUGGACUCAAGAUCUUCAUCAGAAGUUUGUGGCGUCCGUAAAUUGCCUUGGGGGCGCUGAGAAGGCAACACCAAAGGCUAUACUGAAGCAGAUGGACACUGAUGGAUUGACAAUCUUUCAUGUGAAGAGUCAUUUGCAGAAAUAUCGAACUGCAAAAUACAUGCUGGAUUCCACAGAAGGGAAAUCCGAGAAAACGAGGAGUACGAAUGAUUCACUUAAGCUUGACGUGAAAAGUGGAUUGCAAAUCAAAGAGGCCUUGCAGCUUCAAGUAGAUGUCCAAAGGCAACUUCAUGAACAACUAGAGGUUCAGAGAAAUCUGCAGUUGCGGAUUGAGGAACAAGGCAGAAAGCUGCAGAUGAUGUUCGAGCUGCAACAUAAACAGAAGAGCCUGUUGAGUGCUCAAGAUUCAGACAUUGUGUCGUCGCCGGCCGAUCUGCCAUUUAGCAUUCAAGAUGAUGAGGUUUCAGUUGUAAAAGGUUCUCAAAACACUCAGUUCCCGUCGAAGAUAAGCUAGCUUCUCCAGCAGUUGAUCCAUUUCUGUUCAUAUAAGCAUUCAUCAGGAAAUGCAGAGAUAUCUAGCAAAUACUACAAGAAGAAGAAGAAGCAAAUGCAUCACUUGGUUUAAUACAUUAGUGUCAAUUUUGCAACAUAAACUUUUGUGUUUCAUUGUGGUCUCCAGUAAAAUUGUAAAUGAGAAUUUUAUCAUCUUUGGGACUGGAUUUAAACUUUGUUGAUGUGCGUGGAGGCGUGGUUUUCUCUGAAGGUAUUGUCCGUUAUAAGGUAUCUCUUUGGACAU